Molecule: messenger RNA, 1886 nt
Organism: Cuscuta campestris
Lineage: Eukaryota; Viridiplantae; Streptophyta; Magnoliopsida; Solanales; Convolvulaceae
Source: the annotation of a GenBank genome assembly
GAGGGAGAGGGGGGUGCUUGUCGCGAUCCCUUCAAGUUUGGGUUUUUAACCUGCUUCCCUCAUCCUUUCUCCUCUCCCGUUUUCAAUCAUCUUCCCCGGAUUUUUACAUACUUUUGCAGUAUAAGAGAGAAAUCAGAGACCCAUUUCUGGUUUUCGAGGUUCAUGUUUAGUUUGAAGCAAAAAAGAUUCAAUUUUUAUGUCUGGGUAAUCUUAUAAUGAGAAAGUUUAUGCGCUUUCCCGAGCUUCUGGGAGCAAAAUUUGGAUUGUCUAAUCUGUAAAAGUCAAUUAUGAUGGGGUGUAGAAUUUUCAUUUGAACUCUGGAGGAUGAGAAAAGCUUCACAGUGAAGAUGAAUAUUGCAUCUAUGGAAAAACACCUUUGCUGCAAUUAAUGGAGAAGUUGUGACCAAGAAUGGAUCCUCAGUCUUUCAUCAGGUUAUCAAUAGGAUCAUUGGGACUGAGAAUCCCCAAACUGCCCUCAAACACUCCGGAAUCUCGUCCUUGCUCUUGUGAGAUCCGUCUUCGAGGCUUCCCCGUGCAGACAACGUCAGUUCCCUUUUUACCCUCACCCGAAGCAACCCCGGAUCCUAACAGCAUAGCCUCCAGCUUCUAUCUGGAGGACUCUGAUGUAAAAUCACUCCUCCAACCGGGCUGUUUCCACACGAACCACGCCUGCCUGGAGAUAGUUGUCUUUACAGGACACAAAGGUACCCAUUGUGGGGUUGCCAUUAAGAGGCAGCAAGUUGGUACAUUUAGGUUGGAAGUGGGCCCCGAGUGGAGUAAAGGGAAACCUGCCCUUCUCUUCAAUGGCUGGAUUGGGAUUGGCAAGAACAAGCCGGGCGCUGGUGGCAAACCUGGGGUCGAGCUUCAUCUACGGGUGAAGCUUGACCCCGAUCCCAGAUAUGUUUUCCAGUUUGAGGAAAAGACUAAACUUAGCCCUCAGAUUGUUCAGCUUCAAGGAACCAUCAAACAACCAAUUUUCAGCUGCAAGUUCAGUCAAGAUAGGGUCCCACAGGUGGAUCCAUUGAGCAACUUUUCAUCAGGCUUUCCCCAUGGCUCAAACCUUGAAAUGGAAAGAAGGGAGAGGAAAGGCUGGAAGGUGAAGAUACAUGACCUCUCCGGCUCCGCCGUAGCCGCCGCCUUCAUAACAACUCCCUUCGUGCCGUCAACGGGCCGGGACUGGGUCGACCGGUCCAAUCCCGGAGCCUGGUUGAUCGUACGGCCCGACCCGUUCACGCCCGACAGUUGGCAACCGUGGGGGAAACUCGAGGCGUGGCGGGAACGCGGCGGGAUCAAAGAUUCCGUCUGCUGCCGCUUCCACCUCGUCUCCGAGGAAGGAGGCGGCGGCGGCAGCGGGGCUCUCCUCAUGUCGGAGAUACUCGUCGGCGCCGAGAAGGGCAUGGAAUUUUGCAUAGACACCGAGAAACGGGUUCCGGAAGCGGUCGGCGGCGGCGGCGAAAUGUCAGUUCCCGGCAGUUUCGUGAUGAGGUGUAGGGUGCAACCGGAGGGGAAGUGCCGGAAGCUUCUGGUGCAGCUGGCGAUGCGGCACGUGACUUGCGUGGAGGACGCCGCCAUCUUCAUGGCACUCGCGGCGGCCGUUGAUCUCAGCGUGGAGGCAUGCAGGCCGUUCCGCGGCCGGAGGCUCGUGAGGGGCCCGCGCCGGCAUUCAUGGUGACAUAUGCCUUCUUGUUGAAGUAGCACACUUUGAGUGUUCAUCUGUUUCUAUCAGCUGGCGAAUAGAGGCACUGAUCUGAUAUCUGUAUUAUCUUUGAUGGUUGUAAUAACUACUGUGUCCUCAUGUAUAGAAACAGCAGUUUGGUUUUUGUUGGUGAAAUCCAUUUGCAAUGUUACAUUAUUGUAACGUGAGGGAGUAAAUUACGGUAUAAUCU